Molecule: messenger RNA, 586 nt
Organism: Phacochoerus africanus (Common warthog)
Lineage: Eukaryota; Metazoa; Chordata; Mammalia; Artiodactyla; Suidae
Product: proteoglycan 3-like
Exons: 5
Coding region: 125-586 (153 amino acids)
Source: RefSeq, a predicted model, not a curated record
GGUCCAGCGGCCAGAGGCACUGAGUGUGAGGGCUUCAGACUCUGGAGAGGGGCUGUGCAAACACACAGGACAUCGCCAAGGAGGGCAGGUGAAGCUGUCUUCCCUGUCCCAAGACUCUGUGGAUAUGAAAGGCCUCCUGCUCCUGCCCCUUCUGCUGCUGGGGACAGUUUCGGCUCUUUAUCUGGAGAAUGAUGCUCCCCAUCAGGGCAGAGGAGAGACUCAAGCAGACCUGAGGCAGGAUCUGGAAGGCUCAGGAGAACAGGAGCGAGAGCUGGCCCUGAAUGAUGAAGUGCCUGAGUCAGAGGGAGAGGCCAGGGCUCCCAGCUCUCAAGAUGCCUUUGUGGAUGAGGAGGCCAUGGAGUCAGACCAAGCUGCCCUAGAUGAGAAUGUGGAGUGUCCCAGGGAAGAGGACAGUUCAAAUGCAGGCGAGCACUGGGGGCCUGACCCAUCUACUGUUGGUGGGAGCCCAAGGACAUUUAAGCAAGCUCAGUCACUGAAUUUUCAAUUCUGGGCCCCAGGGCAGCCUAGGAAUGGGAGUGGUCACUGCGUGUCCAUGACUGCCAGAGGGGAGCAGCGCCUUUGGUGA